Panicum virgatum (switchgrass) is the source of this 3298-nucleotide messenger RNA. Its product is annotated as probable AMP deaminase. Gene Ontology annotation, cellular component: cytosol. Bases 118 to 2304 code for a protein of 728 amino acids. The record is from RefSeq and is a predicted model, not a curated record. The transcript is spliced from 20 exons. Gene Ontology annotation, biological process: AMP metabolic process; IMP salvage. Gene Ontology annotation, molecular function: AMP deaminase activity. NCBI's taxonomy places the organism in Eukaryota, Viridiplantae, Streptophyta, Magnoliopsida, Poales, Poaceae.
UGCCCAUCCCCAUCCCCCCUCUCAUGCUAAUCCCCCUCCUCCCAUCCCAUCCCUCUCCUAAUCAGUAAUCACUCCCCUUAAACCCCCCGAGCCUCCACCUCAACCGGGCAGGCACCCAUGGGCUCAUCGGGCUCCGCCUCGUCGUACAAGCUGCAGCUCGCUCUCGCGGUGCUCGUGGGUGCCUCCUCCACCGCUGCCGCAGCCUACUACCUGCACUGCCGCGCCGUCGCGCAGGUCGGCGGCGACCUCGCCCGCUCCGCCUCCACCCGCCGCCGCCGGCCCCGCGCCCCCGCCGGUGCCGCCGGCGGCAAACCCCCUCCUGCGCGCCGCGCCGCCGGCGGCUCAGCUUCGCUUCCUGACCUCUCCGCGUUCUACGAUGGCGUCGGUCGCGGCGGCGGGCUCGCCGCCGGUGGGUACCUCGUGGAGGAGGAGGAGCAGGAGGGGCUGGUUGGCCCGCACGCCAACGGUGGCGCGCUCGACCACGCCGACUUGCUCCAGAUCCCCGAGGGCUUGCCCAGGCUGCACGUGGGCCCCGACGGCAAUACACAACUUCCACGCUCAGGUUCAAACAGACGAGUUGCAGUAAUUAGGCCUAACUCACCCAAGUCCCCUGCUGCCAGUGCAAGUGCAUUUGAGAGUGCAGAUGGAUCUGAUGAGGAUGAUGCUACACAACAUGGUGGUAAACUUGACAAUGGCUACAUUAACACAAAUGGAAACCUUGAAGGAGAACGCAAAGGAAAUGCAAGUGUGGAAAAUGGGACAGCUAAACCAUCAGCAGUAGCAAACUUGAUACGAUCACAUAGUAUAUCCAAUGAUCUUCAUGCAGUUCAACCUGAUCCAGUUGCUGCAGAUAUUCUACGAAGAGAACCUGAGCAAGAAUCGUUUAUCAAGCUGUUAACUGCUCCAAAGGAGAUUCCAACUGCUGAUGAAAUUGAAGUUUUCAAAAUCCUUCAGAAGUGCCUCGAGUUAAGAGACUCUUAUCUUUAUAGAGAAGAGGUUGCUCCAUGGGAGAAGGAAAUCAUAAAUGACCCCUGUACUCCAAAACCUAACCCCAACCCGUUCACUUAUGUGCCUGAACCAAAGUCAGAGUAUGUCUUCCAAAUGGUUGACGGUGUGGUCCAUGUUUAUGAGGAUAAGAAUUACACGGAGAGAAUUUAUCCUGUAGCUGAUGCUACAACCUUCUUCACUGACUUGCAUUAUAUUCUCCGAGUAACGGCUGCGGGGAACACAAGAACUGUCUGCCAUAAUCGGUUGAAUCUUCUUGAACAUAAAUUCAAAUUUCAUCUGAUGUUAAAUGCGGAUAGGGAAUUUCUUGCCCAGAAGACUGCACCACAUCGUGAUUUUUACAAUGUCAGGAAGGUUGACACUCAUGUUCACCACUCAGCAUGCAUGAAUCAAAAGCAUUUGCUGAGGUUCAUAAAGUCCAAACUAAGAAAAGAACCUGACGAGGUGGUCAUUUUCAGGGAUGGUACUUAUAUGACUUUAAAAGAGGUUUUUGAGAGUUUGGAUUUAACUGGGUAUGAUUUGAAUGUUGAUUUGCUAGAUGUGCAUGCAGACAAAAGUACGUUUCAUCGUUUUGACAAAUUCAACCUAAAAUACAAUCCGUGCGGCCAAAGUAGGCUCAGAGAGAUUUUUCUCAAACAAGACAAUCUCAUUCAAGGCCGUUUCCUUGCUGAGUUGACAAAGCAAGUUUUCUCAGAUCUUUCUGCUAGUAAAUAUCAGAUGGCUGAAUAUAGGAUUUCAAUCUAUGGAAGGAAGCAAAGUGAGUGGGACCAACUUGCAAGUUGGAUAGUGAACAAUGAAUUGUACAGUGAAAAUGUUGUCUGGCUGGUUCAGAUUCCACGCUUAUAUAAUGUGUACAAGGAAAUGGGUAUUGUUACAUCAUUUCAAAAUCUUCUUGACAACAUUUUCCUUCCUCUAUUUGAGGUUACUAUCGAUCCAGCUUCACACCCACAGCUCCAUGUCUUCCUAAAGCAGGUUGUAGGGUUGGAUCUGGUUGAUGAUGAAAGUAAACCAGAAAGGCGUCCGACAAAACACAUGCCCACACCUGAACAAUGGACCAAUGUGUUUAACCCUGCAUUUUCGUAUUAUGCAUACUACUGCUACGCUAACUUAUACACACUAAACAAGCUGCGUGAGGCUAAGGGGAUGACCACUAUCAAAUUCCGUCCACAUGCUGGGGAGGCUGGAGACGUUGACCACUUGGCUGCGACAUUUCUUCUUUGUCACAACAUAUCACAUGGAAUCAAUUUAAGGAAGUCUCCGGUGCUUCAGUACUUGUACUAUCUUGGUCAGCUUCCUUGAAGAUUGUCUCCAUGUUUGGCUGCACCUUGUGUCACAUCGACCCCACUUCCUUUUCGGAUUCUGAUUUUUGAACAAUGAUGUUCUUCUUUCUAACCUGCUGUUUCAAUUUCAUCAGAUUGGUCUGGCAAUGUCCCCAUUGAGCAACAACUCAUUGUUUCUUGAUUAUCAUCGGAAUCCUUUCCCAAUGUUCUUCCAACGUGGUCUGAAUGUCUCAUUGUCUACGGAUGAUCCAUUGCAAAUUCACCUGACAAAAGAACCAUUGGUGGAAGAAUACAGCAUAGCUGCUUCGCUGUGGAAGCUCGGUUCUUGUGAUUUAUGUGAAAUUGCGAGGAAUUCUGUCUAUCAAUCUGGAUUUUCACAUGCGCUCAAGGCACACUGGAUUGGCAAGAACUACUUCAAGAGAGGACCUGCUGGAAAUGAUAUUCAUAGAACAAAUGUACCGCAUAUCAGGGUCCAAUUUAGAGACAUGAUCUGGAGAAAUGAAAUGAAACUGGUUUACCUGAACAAUAACAUCUUAAUAUCUGAAGACCUGGACCAGUAAGAUGUUUGCCCUUGUGUAUAUCCCAUAUUUGCUAUGGGGAUCAUACGUCAUAUUUGGCCACUGGAAGUCGGCAUGAGGGGCAAUGAGAUUUGGAGUGUCUCAGCCAGGAAAACUUCCAUGAGUGUCCCAAGCACACAAAAGGAUAGAAUACCUUAAUAAUAAUGAGAAGUGAAGCGGCACACAAGUGUGCUAGGGUUCCGUUAGAGGGUGCAUUGCAAGGUGCUACUUGUAAAGAAUGUAAUCGGUAGUGGAUGAACUCUGGUUAGAUAAUAUACCAUUCAAAUAAAAGUGUUGCCGCUUGCUUUGCUCCUAGGAUGAAAUUGGAAGCCUGGUGAGCUGCUGUUUCCUGUUUGUUAGUACCCAGAUGAAAAGGAUGCUGUCCUGAGUCAUGACGCUCUGCUCAUCUGCUGCUACCAACUUCAUCUGCUUAAAAUUGCUCAUUGUUUUUCGAAA